Molecule: messenger RNA, 916 nt
Organism: Penaeus chinensis
Lineage: Eukaryota; Metazoa; Arthropoda; Malacostraca; Decapoda; Penaeidae
Product: von Willebrand factor D and EGF domain-containing protein-like
Exons: 8
Coding region: 93-914 (273 amino acids)
Biological process (GO): anatomical structure development
Cellular component (GO): extracellular region; cell surface
Molecular function (GO): signaling receptor binding
Source: RefSeq, a predicted model, not a curated record
CGAUGACGUCACGAGGGUCUGCAGUACCCUACCUUUCAGUGUGCCUGGCGUUAGAGUUGAAUCAGCUUCAGUAAAGGAGGGUGUUGCCCAAGAUGCUCCUGCUUCAUCUCAGCGUCUUAGCUUUGGUGGCGUCCGCGUCCACAACCAACUUGAGAACUCUCCAGCUUCGGCAGUUCAAUGCAAAUCAAGAUGUCUCCUACAGUUCCAGCAAUGGUCAGAGUCAAGGCAACGUGAAGAGUUUUGAAAACUGUGACGAUGAUAUUGAUAACCUUCCAAACGGCGCCAUUUUGUGUGCAUUCACUGGGUGCCGAAUGACCUGCGACAGAGGCUACCAGGCCGAGAUGAAGGGGCGUAUCUACCUGUUCUGUGACCAUAGCACAGGGAAACUGAUGUAUAACGGAAAGCCUUGGAGGGAAUCCGUGCCCAGAUGUGUUCCCAAGUGCGGGAAGCAGGGCUGCCUUAACGGGGGCGUGUGUGUGGCGCCCAAGCAGUGCCAGUGCCAGCCGGGCUUCAUGGGAGCCAACUGCGAGAAGGAAGACCUGUUCAUGUUACCAGGGGAGUGCGACCCCCCUUGCGAGAACGGGGGCGAGUGCAUAAUUGACGGCGUCUGCAACUGCCCCAAGUACUUCUCCGGCCUCCUGUGUCAGUACCACCACUGCGACCUCCCACGCAAAGGCCUGUCGAACAACGAUCUUGCGGGAAACCUUUCUCAGCUGAAGAUCAUAUGCAAAAGAGGCUACAAAAUUUGGUCCCGUCUCUCUCAGCUCCCCAUCGUGUGUCAAAAUGCGACCUGGGUUAUUCCUCGCCUCGGCCUCAUGAGUGAAAACGAUGUCAAUUGCUACCCUGUGUGUGACCCUCCCUGCGCAGUAGGAAGCGUGUGCACGGAACCAGAUUUCUGCGAACCCAAGAUCUAGAA